GUAUGAGAAAAAUGAUUGAUGCUGAAUAAAAAAGAACAGAUAAAUCGAAUAAAAUCAUGUUUAUGGACAGAGAGUGCUAAGAAUUAUAGAAGGCUGUUGAGGAUUUGGAAUAAAAAAUUCAAUAUACAAAAAAAGUUGAAACUGAGAAAUUAUAAAAAGUAAUUAUUUUAAAUGGUCUAACUAAUAGGAAUCUGAAAACCAUAAAAAUGAAAUAGAAAAAAUUAGAGCUUAUAAUAACUCUCUAAAAGAUGAGUUAGGUAGAUUGUUAGAAGGUAGAAGAUGA
Molecule: messenger RNA, 283 nt
Organism: Paramecium octaurelia
Lineage: Eukaryota; Ciliophora; Oligohymenophorea; Peniculida; Parameciidae
Source: the annotation of a GenBank genome assembly